Molecule: messenger RNA, 528 nt
Organism: Ichthyophthirius multifiliis
Lineage: Eukaryota; Ciliophora; Oligohymenophorea; Hymenostomatida
Exons: 1
Source: RefSeq, a predicted model, not a curated record
GUAAGAGAUUUUUAUGUUACUUAACAGGAGAAAGUUAAGAAGCCAUUUGCAUAACAAAAAAGUUUCUAUUAAAUAAUUAUAAUUUAAAAAAAUUAAUUAAGUCAUUCAUUAUCCAUUUUUGCUUGACUUUUUUUCAUUGAUUUUUUUUUUUUUUAAAAACAACUAAUAUAUAAUUUAAACAAAAAUAAAGUUGUAUAAAUUGACAAUGUAUUAUCAGAGUAGUAAGUUUAAAAAAUUUUUAAGGAUUCAGUUAAUGAAGAUAUAUUAAUAAAACAUUUUUAUAUAUGUUGAUUUACAUAGAAAUUUCAGUAAAGAAAAAUAAAUUCGCUUAUGGACUAUAUUAUUCGAAUUUCUGAAAUAAAUUUUUACAAAGCAAAACUGUUUCCCAAAAUAAUAAGCAAAAUACGCCUAUAUAGUUAAAAAAGAUUCUUUUAUUUUCAACAUUUCAUAAACAAACAGCAUAAUAGGGAGUUUUUUUACAAAAUAAAUAUGAAUUUUAAUUCGGUUAUUCUAUCUAAGCCUCUAAUG